Molecule: messenger RNA, 2308 nt
Organism: Rhinolophus ferrumequinum (greater horseshoe bat)
Lineage: Eukaryota; Metazoa; Chordata; Mammalia; Chiroptera; Rhinolophidae
Gene: ANGPTL2
Product: angiopoietin like 2
Exons: 5
Coding region: 530-2011 (493 amino acids)
Source: RefSeq, a predicted model, not a curated record
AGGGGAGGCCCGAAGCCUUUCUGGGGCCUGGGGGAUCCUCUUGCACUGGUGGGUGGAGAGAAGUGCCUGCAGCCAACCAGGGUCAGGCUGUGCUCACAGUUUCCUCCGGCGGCGUGUAAAGGCUCCACAAAGGAGUUGGGAGUUCAAAUGAGGCUGCUGCAGACCGCCUGAGGACGGAGGAGCCUGAGUCCCGACCUGCAGAGCAUGACCCUGAGGCAGCCGCCGGCCCCCACCACAAGAAAAGGCAGAUUGUGAGCAGCCCCGGAGGAACCCCCGGCCAGCCCCCGGCCCAGCCCCGCCGAGCCCUGCUGUGCAGGCAGAGCAGAGCCAGCAGAGGCCAGUGAGGCAGAGCUGCUCGUGGCCAGACCGGCCUGCGACCCCGGGACCCCUCCUGGAGGCCAUGGACAGGCUGCCCUGCUAACGGUCGAGGGGAAGGAAGCAUGUGAGGAGCUGCCCUGGGAGCCAAGCAGGAGGGAAGAGGUUUUCAUAGGCUCUGUUCACAAAGAAGAACCACCAUUUUGCAAGGACCAUGAGGCCGCUGUGCGUGACGUGCUGGUGGCUGGGACUGCUGGCCGCCUUGGGAGCUGCAGCCGGCCAGAAGGAGGGUUUGGAGGGCUCCGAGGAGGGCUCGCCGAGUGAGUUCAUAUACCUGAACAGGUACAAGCGGGCUGGCGAGUCCCCGGACAAGUGCACCUACACCUUCAUUGUGCCCCAGCAGCGGGUCACAGGUGCCAUCUGCGUCAACUCCAAGGAGCCCGAGGUGCUCCUGGAGAACCGCGUGCACAGGCAGGAGCUGGAGCUGCUCAACAGCGAGCUGCUCAAGCAGAAGCGGCAGAUCGAGACGCUGCAGCAGCUGGUGGAGGUGGACGGCGGCAUCGUGAGCGAGGUGAAGCUGCUGCGCAAGGAGAGCCGCAACAUGAACUCGAGGGUCACGCAGCUGUACAUGCAGCUCCUGCACGAGAUCAUCCGCAAGCGCGACAACGCGCUGGAGCUCUCCCAGCUGGAGAACCGCAUCCUGAACCAGACGGCCGACAUGCUGCAGCUGGCCAGCAAGUACAAGGACCUGGAGCACAAGUACCAGCACCUGGCCACGCUGGCCCACAACCAGUCGGAGAUCAUCGCGCAGCUGGAGGAGCACUGCCAGCGCGUGCCCGACGCCAGGCCCGUGCCCCAGCCGCCGCCCGCCGCCCCGCCCCAGGUCUACCAGCCGUCCCCUUACAACCGCAUCACCAAUCAGAUCUCCACCAACGAGAUCCAGAGUGACCAGAACCUGAAGGUGCUGCCGCCCCCUCUGCCCACCAUGCCCACCCUCACCAGCCUCCCGUCCUCCACAGACAAGCCGUCGGGCCCAUGGAGAGACUGCCUGCAGGCCCUGGAGGAUGGCCAUGACACCAGCUCCAUCUACCUGGUGAAGCCAGAGAACACCAACCGUCUCAUGCAGGUGUGGUGCGACCAGAGACAUGACCCCGGGGGCUGGACCGUCAUCCAGAGGCGCCUGGACGGUUCUGUCAACUUCUUCAGGAACUGGGAGACAUACAAGCAAGGGUUUGGGAACAUCGACGGCGAGUACUGGCUGGGCCUGGAGAACAUUUACUGGCUGACGAACCAAGGCAACUACAAACUGCUGGUGACCAUGGAGGACUGGUCUGGCCGCAAGGUCUUUGCAGAAUAUGCCAGCUUCCGCCUGGAGCCCGAGAGCGAGUAUUAUAAGCUGCGGCUGGGACGCUACCAUGGCAACGCAGGUGACUCCUUCACCUGGCACAACGGCAAGCAAUUCACCACCUUGGACAGAGACCAUGAUGUCUACACAGGAAACUGUGCCCACUACCAGAAAGGAGGCUGGUGGUAUAAUGCCUGCGCCCACUCCAAUCUCAACGGGGUCUGGUACCGCGGGGGCCACUACCGGAGCCGCUACCAGGACGGCGUCUACUGGGCUGAGUUCCGAGGAGGCUCCUACUCGCUCAAAAAAGUGGUGAUGAUGAUCCGGCCCAAUCCCAACACCUUCCACUAAGCCAGUGCCCCUCCUGACCUCUCGUGGCUUUGGCCAGGAGCCUGCCCCGGCCACGCUGGCCCCAGCACAGAAAGCAACUGCCCGCCAGUUCACCUUGGGGCUGGGAGACUGGGACACUGGAUUCGAUUUCCCACAUCACUGCGGCAGAUAAUGGAACUGAACGGAUACAGUAUUCUCUGUCCCUACCACUUUUCUUCAUAUCAGACAGCCAUGUUUCCAGACAGGACAGGACUGCAGACCAGCCUCACUUAAAUAAAUGAAGUCCCUACGAUAAAAACACACCUGCAAAAUACCUUC